AAAAACGGAAAAGAUAUUACUUUAAAACGUGAAAUCAGUAAUUCGUUAUUAAAAGCUCAGCAUAGAUAUUCAUGUGAUGUAAUGGUUUCGGAAAAGAGAUCUAGUCCUUACAAUAUAUACAAAAAAUUUCCUUUAAAGGAUAUAUCUCCUACUGUGUUUAAAAGAACACCCUCUCCAAGACUAGGUAAACUCAUUGAAAAGUUUGACAAGUUUUUCAAGGAUAAUAGUAUAAAUUUUCCAACGUAUUCCACACAUAACAGCACUACGUUAAAAAAACAGUUUGCUCAUGAAGUACAAUGUGACAAAGAGACGACUUCUUUACAUAUGCAACCUAACCGAGGGGUUGAUUUACAGCCCUUGAUUAAUAUACGUAAUAAACCUAAUACAAUAUUGAAAACUGAACAUGGUUACUCAGGCAAUAAGAUAGUUUUGGAAAAUACUAAAACCAGUCCUUACGGUAUAUAUCGAAAAUUCCCUUUUAGGGAUAUUUCUUUCGCUGUGUUUAAAAGGACACCCUCUCCAAGACUUGGUAAACUCAUUGAAAAGUUUGAUAAGUUUUUCAACGCUAAAUGCCAAGAUUUUUCUUUGAAUACAACACAAAAUAUCAUUGACGUAGAAAAAAAUUAGAUUUUUGAAAUCAGUUUGAAGAAAUAAGAUAAAAAUAAACGUAUAAUCUACUAAAGCGGUUGUAUCAUUUGAAAGCAAUAUUAAUAAUAAUGUCAAUUUAAACUUUAAAUUUGUCUUAAAAAAAUUUCUUUUUUGGAAUACGUCUAUCACAAAGUUGAAAAGCGUACUUUUUAUAAAACUCAGAAAACUACAAAUGUUCGGUGUUUUUGUUAAGAAAUAAAGUAAUAAAGAAUACGUCGUCAGUAACAAUUUUUAAAUGCUAAUUAAGACUGCGUAGCAUUCAAAAUACACUGCUUUAGUUAUUUAAUUCGUUAAAAAUGGCAAAACAUGAA
Daktulosphaira vitifoliae (grape phylloxera) is the source of this 959-nucleotide messenger RNA. RefSeq lists its product as uncharacterized. The coding region runs from base 82 to 627 and encodes 181 amino acids. Lineage: Eukaryota; Metazoa; Arthropoda; Insecta; Hemiptera; Phylloxeridae. The transcript is spliced from 4 exons. The record is from RefSeq and is a predicted model, not a curated record.